This is a messenger RNA of Rotaria sordida, 2673 nucleotides long. The record is from the annotation of a GenBank genome assembly. Lineage: Eukaryota; Metazoa; Rotifera; Eurotatoria; Philodinida; Philodinidae.
AUGGCAACAUCCGAUAGAACACCUUAUCAAAUACUUGAUGUUUCUGAAGAUAUCGACUAUGUUACACUACGAAAAGCUUAUCGUAAAAAAAUUCAUAAACAUCUACAAAAGAAAAUAUCAGCCGUUAAUUUUCGUCGUAUUUGCCGUGCAUAUGAAACAUUAUCUGAUUUCGAUAAACGUAAUCUUUAUGAUUCUCAAAAACAAUGGAUUUUCGAUCUACCAAUCGAUAAAUAUACUUCACAACAGUUAGCCGCUGAACCAGAUCUAAUACGUGAUCUAAAACAACGAUUACGAAAUGCUAAUUUAACAGAACUUAAUGCUCAAGAUCCUGUAACAGGUCAUACAACACUUUAUACUGCAGCUCGUGCUGGUAAUGUUGAAGCAGUAAAAUUUUUAACUGAACAAGGUGCUGAACCUGAUUUAUCACAACGUAUAAAAAGUACUUCAUUACAUGUUGCUGCUUUUUAUGGACAUGCUGAUGUUGUUUGUUGUCUUUUGGAAAGUGGUGCGGAUUAUCGAAUAAUAAAUUCAUGUAAUAAUACAGCUGAAGAAGAAGCAUAUAAUGAUGAUGUAGAAAAAGUAUUUAAUGAACUUAAAGAAAUUCCUUAUAUUCGAGUAGCUGCCAAUGAACUUGAUUGGUUUUAUAAAAAUGGAUUAACACAACAUCAAGAUACAGAAUAUUUUGCUCAACGUCAAACAUUAUUACAUUGUGCUAGUAAGAAAGGUUAUUGUGAUCUUGUACAUUGGCUUGUAGAACAACAUCAAGCUAAUUUUGAUCUUGUUGAUUUCAAUGGAAAUACUGCUUUACAUCUUGCUGCUUACGGUGGUCAUACAACUAUUGUUGAUUAUCUUCUUAAUUGUGGUUGUGAUUCAACUAUUAAAAAUCGAUGGGGUACAACAGCUGAAGAAGAAGGUAUUAAACAUGGUAAAAAAAUUACUGAUCUUUUCAAACAUAUACGUCAACGUGAUAUGUUUGAAAUGGCACGAACAGGUAUAGAUUGGUGGUUUUAUUAUUAUUUCAAUGAUAAUUCAAAAGAUAUAUUCGAUUCUAAUGGUAUAAGUUUAUUAUAUUAUGCAUGUCGUUAUGGACAAUAUUCAGUUGCAAAAUGGUUAUUAGAACAUGGUGCUAAUGUAAAUAUACAAAUGAAAACUAAACCAAAAAGUACUUCAUUACAUGGAGCAAAAUAUCGUGGUCAUGUUUUAAUUGUUGAACUUCUACUUGAAUAUGGUGCAGAUGUUAAUAUUAAAAAUGAUUUUGGAGUAAAUGUCUUUGAAGAAGAUAUAUCAAAAGAAAUUGAUGAAUAUACAUCAAAUAAAAUUAAAGAAAUCUUAUUACAAUAUCAACGUAAUUUAACAAGUGAUAAAUUAAUUGAUAUACAUGUAUAUGAAGAUGAUAGUCAAGAAGAAGAACCUAUUGUAAAAAUUAAACUUGGACUUAGAUCAAAUUAUACAGAUCUAUUAACAACAUUAUCUAACAUUUCAGACAAUCAAUAUCGUUAUUUUUCUAUUGCUCGACGUAUACUUUUCUUUAAAGAAGAAGAUACAACUAUUAUAUCAGCUGUUGGUUGUGCACGAUAUGUUUCUUCAAAAUUUAUUGAUACACCAAUUCGUUUGAUUUGUCAUAAAACAUUACCAAAUGGAUAUAAAAAUAAUCAAUCAACUCAUCAAGUAUCUAUAUUAAGUCUUCGAGAAUUUAGUAAAAUGUUUGAUUCUCAAUGUAAUAAACCAAAAUUAUUUUCAUUAAAAGCUCCUUUAACAACAAAACAAAAUAUUCAAAUUGAUAAUUUAAUAUUUAGCUUUUUUGAAGAUUCUGUAAAUAAUAAUAUUGAAUUUCAAGUAGCUACACUUUCUACACCUGAUCCAGAAAUAUUUCAUAUACCUGGAUGUAUUUGUCUCUUUAAAAUUACACUUAAUCAAUCUACUUCGACACUUCUUGAACUACCCAUAGUAUCAAUGGUUAAUGAACCAGAAGUUCGUUUAUAUACUCUAGCAACACCUUCAUCUUAUUGGUUUAGUUCUAACACUCGUCGAACUCGUCUACCUAUGAUUAGUGGUUUUCAUGCAUUUGUUCGUCAUAUUACUAUCAUUCCAAAUCAACUUACUUUACCAGCAGAUAUGUUUAUUGCAGCUGCUCUUGGACAACCAUUAACAUUACGAAAUAAUCCUGUGUCUUGUAAAUGUUUAGUUCUUCGAAAACAUAAUUCUAGUAUGUUUCCACACAUAGCUUAUCAUGGAACGAAUAUUAAUGUCAUUCGAUCUAUUCUUCACGAUGGACUAGUCAUACCAGGUACAGUAACAUCCAGUGGAAAACGUAUUAAUCCACCAAAACAUCAUUUUGCACGUGAAAAAAAAUAUUUUGGUAUUUCUGAUUUUGCUGCCGGUGUUUUUCUAAGUCCAAGUGUGUAUUAUAGUUCAGAUCCAACAUAUGCAGUAUCAUUCUCUCAUGACGAUCAACAAUUGAUACCUGUAUUAGAAUGCAGUAUCAAAAGUAAUAGCUAUACAGUUUAUCCUGGUACUGUAGGAGCUUAUACAAAACAUCCAGGCGAUGAUAUGAAUGCUCUUGAAUGGCGAGUUACUGAUCCAAUAAAUGUUGAAAUUAAUACAAUAUUAUUCAUAACAAAGAUUGAAUCAAUUGCUGCAUCUAAAGUGGCACGAAUUACUAGAACAAGUUGA